This is a messenger RNA of Eptesicus fuscus (big brown bat), 999 nucleotides long. RefSeq names its product spermatogenesis and oogenesis specific basic helix-loop-helix 1 (gene SOHLH1). The coding region runs from base 1 to 999 and encodes 332 amino acids. The record is from RefSeq and is a predicted model, not a curated record. Gene Ontology annotation, biological process: spermatogenesis; regulation of DNA-templated transcription. Gene Ontology annotation, cellular component: nucleus. The transcript has 8 exons. Gene Ontology annotation, molecular function: DNA-binding transcription factor activity, RNA polymerase II-specific; RNA polymerase II cis-regulatory region sequence-specific DNA binding; protein dimerization activity. NCBI's taxonomy places the organism in Eukaryota, Metazoa, Chordata, Mammalia, Chiroptera, Vespertilionidae.
AUGGCGUCCCGAGGCCCCCAGCCCAGUGCCGAGGUCCCCCGAGUCCCCAUCCCCCGGGCAUGCUGUACCUCGUCCGGGCCCCCGGCGGCGUUCUCGGGGUUCGCGGUGGCGUUCUGGGGGUUCGGGAACCUGGAGCUGUUCCCUCUUCGCAGCAGCAGCUCUUCGCCGGGAGCCCGUUUCCCCCUCAAGGACCCAGGUGGGGGCGCCUGUCCAGCCCAGACCCCUGCGGAGGUGGGGCGUCCCGCCUGCUGCCUCCCCCGGAACGUGCUCAGCGAGAGGGAGCGCAGGAAGCGGAUCUCCCUGAGCUGCGAGCACCUGCGGGCGCUCCUGCCCCGGUUCGACGGCCGGCGCGAGGACAUGGCCUCCGUCCUGGAGAUGUCUGUCCAGUUCCUCCGGAUGGCGGGCACCCUGCUGCCCAGCGGGGAGCAGCAGGCUGUUCUCGGCCCCACCGAGGAGGAUUGGCACAAGUGGCAGCUGAGCCAGACCCCAGCAGAGGCACCCGGGGCCGGGACGGGAGCACCCGGGACCGUGCCGCAGGACGCCCCGAGCGGUGUGACCACAGGUGUGGACCAGGGCAAGGCCCCCACGGGGGUGGCCGAGGCGCUGGACAGGCCAGCAGUCCUCCCUGGGUCUCUGGGCCGAGGGGCCGUGCUGGUGGCACAGCUGGGCGUGGGCGGGGCUGGAGGCUCUCGGAGCCAGUGGCUUCUGCGCUGGUCCGUGCCCACGUGUGGAGUGGAGGACGGGCCGUCCUUGCUGCUGAGUGCCAGUCCCAAGUGGUGGCUGGGGUCCCCGGAGGGCAGAGACAGUAGUGCCCCCUCGGGGGCCCCGGCCGGGAGCCCGCUGGACAGGACGGAGCCGGGCUUCCUGGCGGACCCUGAGCCCAGCGCCCAGGAGACCCCGGACGGCCCCCUGGAGCCGUGGGGCUGGGAUGUGGGCUGCCCCAGCCUGGCCUUCCGGGACGAGGUGGACAGCAUCUUCCCCGACUUCUUUGCCAGCUAG